AUGACAGUUGAACAGCUGAUCCAAGGUGAUGUAAUACUCCGGGUGAUUGGAAUAUUAAGCCACCACAGCCUUGAAGUUAUCAGCAUCCCGAGGCUUUUUCGUAUUGGGUAUGUACUCAUGAGCUGUCCGUACUCAUGAUUAGUUACUUGAUUUGAUUGUAAAAUAAAGAUUUUCAAGACAAUAGCACCAUAUUGUUUCCUAUCUCAUAUUAGUUGUCAUUUUCCCUAAUAAAUCUAGUAUUAUUCGAUACCUUCUUCGAUUUUUCCAACCAAAUAUCUUUUUCCUAUGCCGGCGGCAAAAAGUUUUAUACUGCGGAUAAGUAUCCCAGCUUUUCCUGCGAAAUCUGCGAACAAAGAAUUUUUACCCUCGACUCAAGACUCGCGGCAAUUUUUUGACCUGUGGAAGCUCUAAUGUAAUUCAUUUACUGUGUACGCAGUAGUGAUUUGGACUGAGUGACCUAUCAUCAAAAUUCACUACCGGGUUCUCUUUAAUUAAUUCUCUGCUCAUUAAUGAUAACGAACUUUAAAAUAAUUCCUUGCGCUAACAAACUGUAAAGCCCCCGUAAAUGUUUAAGUGCCUAGAAAGUGAGAAAAAAAUGAAUUUGACCUUGUAUGAGUAUAUUUAGUUGUUUUUUCACUUUAAAUCACUGUUUCCUUUUAACGUCUCCAAAAUAUCAAGACACGAAGUAUAAGGUAAACUGACCCGAACAUACCUUUGAAGUGCUUUAGAAUCCAAGCUCUGAUCAGUUUUAAACCGCCUCACGUCAUGGCGUUCACGACUGAUCACUUGCUUUCAUAAUGAGUUACUGAUCUGCUGUUCUUGAAGUUGUUUCCAUCUGACUUUAAUAAAUCUGCUGUUGAACUGAAAACUGCGAUGACUUUUGUGGUUCCAUUGUUUUCCUUUGAAGGUAAGAGUUUCCAUUACACAAUGCUUCCAAUCAAUACCAAAGCAGGGCUCAAGAAUAAAUGAGCUUCUUUCUAGCUUUGAAAAUAAUAGCACAACUGUCCCAGAAAACACGGUCAUGGUUUUGGUUGACGGCUUUACAACAGAACUGCAACCCGCUAUAGAGCGGGUUUUAGCUGGUGGUGCCGGUAGCAAACAAAUCUUCAAACUUUUGUUUUGGAAUAAAUUGGGUUCAAAUUUUAAACUGACCAAAUUUUGGUCUUGUCUACAUGCUAAGAUUUUGGGAGCUUCGGAUCAAGUGAUAAGCCAAUGGUCUUGGGUCGAGACAUCAGAACAAAUCGACAAUGAAGUGAAUAAAGGCCAGGUAAGAAAAUAAUCCUUGAUUUUGCGGUGGGUGCGUUCAGAUUAUCAUAGAGCUGUUCAUAUUGAAUCGAUCGAAGUAUGUGCUUGAAUUUUAAACUUUGUGGCCAAAGGUGAUUUGUAGUUAAUCACCGGCUUGUUUUCGAAUCUUGUUAUGCCAUUCGUUAGAGCCAUCCAGUAAUCAAAUAGCAAGCAGUUAUUGACGACACUAUACUGAACGAUUCAGUGGGUGGUAUGGCGGGGCCUGUCAGUGAUGAGUGUCGGGGUAGAACCAUUACAAUACAAAGGUCUAUAUUCAACUUAAGGCCUUUCUUAUCUUACUUUCCAUUGAGGCUCUUUUGAGAGGCGUGGCCCGUCAUGACUGGUCAGUGAGUCCUGACGUAAGUUCAAUGGUUCUCAUUUGAAUGGCAACAGCGUUGGAUUUAAUCCUCAGUCUAGGAAAUGGAAUCUUUUUUUUCAAUCAGUCCAACUAAACUAACCCACUCUAACGAUACAUUAUGAUAGCACAGCAUACACCCCAUGUAAGGAUAUUUUCAUUUACUAAACACACGUAAUCAAAGAGAAUAACACUAAUAAUAUACAGAAUAAUGCAGAACAAUAAUUUUUUUUUUGGGGGGGGGGGGUAGCUUACUCUUGAAUCUACAUAGGCGCAACUUAAUUGGAAGCUCAUAUACUUCAGUACGCUGUCUUGUUAUUGUUUUUUCGACAACAGAUCUUGGUACGACAUACUAAAAGAAGAAUAUAUACUCGUCCCAGUUGGGGUGCGGUGCAAGAUUGCCGCAUUCUGGUGUUUAACUAACUGAUCAGUUUCUUGGAAAAUGAUUACUGACAACCUCUCAUAAAACUGUUGGGGUAACGCGAGUUUUUUUCCCGCCAUAUUUUCCCUUCGUGAAAAUCGUCGAUUCCGUCUUUGUGUAUACACAACGAGCUAACCUAAGAGUCGAGCUCACAUUCACUAAAGCUUUUUAAACUUAAACCAUGUAAUACAAUUGGCGGGUUUUUUUAAUGUUAACAUUUUACUCCCGUUGACAGUCAUGAUUACAUCGAUUUUUCUAUUGGUGGUGAUACUACGUGUAAGCUAUGGAUUGGACAACUAUACAGUCGGUAAGUCAGGUAGAAAGUAAGUGUAUUUACAGCCUGAAUAGAACAUGUGAUCUUUUCACUAAAUUAAAUGUGCCAGUAGAACCUCGAUAACUGGACCUCGGAUAACUCGAAUUCCCCACCAACUCGAACUGUUUAUCGUUUCCCUUCAGACUUGAGUUACCUGGGUUCUCUUGUAUUUGAUUUUUUAUCAUGUCAGCUCAAGAGAGAAAAGGACUUUAAGGAAAAUCAUGCGAAAAUGGAACUGUCAGUGUGAUUCAACGUCUAAGCCGGUCUCAGUUCAAUGUUGAACAAUUAACAAAUGAAAACAGAACAAUAUCAGGUUUUAAUCCUGAGGUACUGUUUGUCUUUCAGUUAACCAGCAGGUUUGAAUGUAAAACCAUUGUGAGCACCACAAAGCUUUUAAAUGAACUUUAUGUCAGUCCCAGUUGCUAGCGCUGUGGAAAGCCAACCAAAUUCAUCAGUAAAUAACACAGGCCUUAUCGUUUAAUUUCAGGCCAGACUUGCUGGACAAAUUGCACCAAAUCAUGUGGCGGAGGAACCCAAGUCACGUGUGCAAAUUACACUGUGGUAACGAGAGCCUGCAAUACAAUGCGGUGUCCAGGUGAGCGGCUUGUUUAUUGUUUAAUAUUUUUGUUUGUUAUGAGCUAUUUUAAGUGGAGCAAGUCAAAUAAAUAGAAACUUACAAGACUAUUACAGAAAAACGGUUAUGUGGUAUUGACCAUUGUUUCAAUUUAGGCAACUUAGGCCCGGAUCAAAUCAAACUUUGCAUGAGCGGCCGAACCUUAUGUUGGGGCCGUCUGGAAGGGUAUUCCCUCGGGAUUCGGGAUUGACCAAAAUACAAUGCGGGAUUCGGGAAACGUUAAACGGGAUACUGGAUUUGACCAAAAUACAGUGUGGGACGCUGAAUUGAGAAAGAUAUUCGGGAUGGCAAUGACAGUCGCACUUCGGGAAGCGGAAUUCUCGUGAAAAAGGAGCAAGAAUGUGGGAUCAAGACGCCCAUGCUCCAGACCCUAUUAGUAGUUUGACCUGGGCCUUCUAUUGGCUAAUUUCUUUAUAACAUGAAGGUGAUCCAGAGUGGACAAAGUGCACCUUAACAUGCGGAGGAGGUAUGCAGACAAACGUCGAUAACAGUAGUAUUGUACGAACGUGCAAUACCAUGUCAUGUCCAGGUAACUAUGCAUAAACUGUUAGUGAACUUUAUAAAAGUGAUGCUGGCAAUGAUCUUAACAACCAAUAUAGUUAAGCAACCAAUACGUUUGGAGCGCGCAGAAACACGAGCAAGGCUCAGACCUUAAAGAAAGCAAAACUACGGUAAAAUUCUGGGCUUAUCCAAGUAGGAGUUGGUAAAGAAAACACGCGAGGGUAUGAACAAAAAAGUUAUUGCAGUAAAGUAAACGAAAGCUUCAACAAUCCAGUUUCUACCUUGUGAUUACUUAUGACGGUCCUAGUAGCCUCUGUCCUCUGAGAUUCUGGGAGCCGUUUCGACUCUACACAUUCUAUAUAUUCCUUUACACUUGUAAUUGCUAGCUGAAUACAGCUAAGAAGUAUAGCUGCACUUUUAUUUUAAACUGCUUGCAGGAGAUGCAGGUUGUCUUUCGGCUUACCUGAGCUUCGAUCACGCCUACAACAAUAUUGUUUAUGACGAAUCUCACAACGGCAACGCUGGGACUAUGAACGGUUGCGCGCGCAUCGUAAAUAACGGCAGAUUCGGAAAGGGACUUCAACUAAGCAAAGACGGUAAUGUGACAUUUGAUGUGGAACGUUUUCACAAUCGUCCAACGGACGCCAUUACGGUAUCUCUGUGGCUUAAUUUAUCGCAGAUCAAUGGAUCGCAUGAAUUGUUCUUUGCUUGUGGCAUGCCUGAACUUUACAAUAUGGGUGACUACCACUUUGCCAUUGACAACGGAAGAGUUCGAUGGUUUGAAGAACUGCCAGGAGCCAACAUGCGAUUCAAUAUUUCCUCAAGUAAGCAAACUUUAGGCACUGUUUUUUUAACAAGGGAAAACUUGGAUCGUUUUGGUCAAGCAGCAACAAGAGAAAAUUAGACGCUAGUAAAGGAGCCUAUUCAUGCUGAACAUAAUUUAUAACCACAAAGGAGGAAACCAGACGUUUCGAGGGUGCUUCUUCUUCUUUAUUGGUUUAGAGGAUGCAUGAAGUUGCCUUUAAACCGCUGAAGAAGAGCGAGAACCCUCGAAAUGUCUGGUUUUCCUCCCAUUUUUUAACGCGCAGUCUGGAAAACUUUGUCAUGCUCGCGAUGAAGUGCUUUGAGCGAAUUCUUAUAUUUUUUGUAACAAAUAAUCAUAAGCUAUUAAGGGAUUGUACGUAACCUCGCCGAAGUGAUCCUCAACCGGUGUAAGUUUUUUGGGGGGAUUUUGGCGCUCACGGUGUAGGUUGUUAUAAUGCCCUAUAUUGUUGACUACUGAGACUCUUAUCAAAACGGUCAUAUUUGCUAGUCUGUUGGUAACGAAAAACGAAAAACGAAAAAUUGAACAUUUUCUAUUUCAGAUGGAGCAAUUCUAAGCAAUAGCUGGUACCACAUUGCUGGAAGCUAUCGUAAGUCAAACGGCAGGGCUCGACUAUAUAUUAACGGACGUCUAGCAAAUGAACUAAUACUUGCUACGCCCCUAAAAAGGACAGCGGUUCCUGUUCCCAAUAACUCCAUGCAAGCGCAGUGGAAGUGUGCCAGUCUUGGGGCUUCAAGGAAAGAAAAACCCUUGCAAGGCAUUAUGGAUGAAUUUCGUAUAUUCAAAUGUGAGCUUCUACCCGAGGAAAUCAUGGAUUUGUACAGCAAGAACUCUGUAAAGAGAUUCAAAAUCCCUCUGCGGCCUGCACAUAAACUACCAUGGAAUUUUUUGACGCAGGAAAAAAACUGAACGAACUUUGAGGGAUUGAGAAAAAACUAUGCGGAAAAAUUUGAAUUUGUCAUCUGUCGUAGUUAACAAUUAUUAUUUCCAAAUUUGCUCACAGUUUUGCAUUGACUCCAAACCCAAACAAUCCCGGUCAGUUUAUCACACUGUUGAUCUGAUGGUGAUGAUACCAAUACACAUUCAGGUAGUACGCCCUAUAAAGGCCUAUACAGGGAGGCUCCGCCCGAAAUGGGUAGCUUUUUCAGGCUUCAGUUAAGGCAGGGAUUUCACUAGUUGAAGUAUAUGAAAGGAGAUGGAAAUCUGUCAUUUCGGUCUGUCAAAGGGCUAACAGGUACAUUUUAUGGCUGCGAAAGAGUCGAGAAAACGUUCUGGUUUUGUGGUUUCUUCAUAUUUAAAACACAGUGCAUUUAAAGCAGUUGAAAGGGAUGCAAGUUUUAAACCAGG
Molecule: messenger RNA, 5678 nt
Organism: Porites lobata
Lineage: Eukaryota; Metazoa; Cnidaria; Anthozoa; Scleractinia; Poritidae
Source: the annotation of a GenBank genome assembly